Molecule: messenger RNA, 1812 nt
Organism: Penicillium macrosclerotiorum
Lineage: Eukaryota; Fungi; Ascomycota; Eurotiomycetes; Eurotiales; Aspergillaceae
Product: sugar porter family MFS transporter
Exons: 2
Coding region: 1-1812 (603 amino acids)
Biological process (GO): carbohydrate transport; transmembrane transport
Cellular component (GO): membrane
Molecular function (GO): carbohydrate:proton symporter activity
Source: RefSeq, a predicted model, not a curated record
AUGCCCGACCAUGUAAUUCCGCGCGCUAUAUCAAGGCCCACCCCAACCCAACUUGCCUCGUCGGCCUCUUCUCCUGAUUCCAUUAUAUCAGCUUGGCGGGCCCGACUGACCAGCUGGUGGAACCAUACCUUUACUGCCUUAGGUGCUUCAUACUCUCAAUUGCCGCAACAACCGGAGGUGCAGGAGAACCAAUUGGAUUCUCACCCUGACGAUUCUCUUGCCAUGGAACCAUUGAGGUUGACCAAGGCCAAGUGGCGCACAUAUUGGCUGGCCAUUGUGCUCUGCUGCGGUGGUGCAUUAUUUGGUUAUGACUCUGGUGUCAUUGGUGGCGUCCUUACAUUUGAAUCUUUUCAGGACUCAUUUGAAUUCACAGCUCAGCAAAAGACCCGCGUGAGCUCUAUAGCAGUAGGCAUUCAACAGGCCGGCGCAUUGGCUGGUUGCUUCAUUGUCUGGCCGGUGACGAACCGGUAUGGUCGCCGCAUUGCCAUGAUGCUCUGCUCACUGGUCUUUUGCCUUGGUGUUGUCCUCGAAGUCAUCGACACGCACUCCCUGCCAGCGUUCUAUGUUGGGCGGGUGAUUUGUGGUCUGGGUAUCGGGGGUUCUGCCACUGUUAUUCCAAUCUAUAUGUCUGAGAUGAGUCCAAAAGGGAUCCGCGCACAACUCGGUAGCUGUUACCAGUUAACCUACACCAUUGGUAUUCUGGCAUCCUACUGGAUUGACUAUGGCGUCAAGGCCAUGCCAAGUAAUGCCAAGCAGUGGCAGGUUCCGAUUGGACUGCAGCUUGUCCCCGGUGCAUUGAUGGGACUGGGCAUGUUUACGCUCGAUGAGAGCGUACGUUGGCUGCUGGCCCAUGGCAAGUCUGAUGAAGCCUGGCGCAGUCUGGUUUGGAUUCGAGCUGGCGACGGGCCAGCCGUGAGCGAGGAGUUUGAUGAAAUGUGCCGUGGUCUCGAGGAGGAGCGCCAUGCGACUGCUGGCUUCCAUCCACAAGAACUUCUCGAAAGGCCCAACCUGCACCGACUUCUCCUUGGUGCGGGGCUGUUCUUAGCACAGCAGUCAACUGGCUCAACGGCACUGGCUUACUUCGGUCCCCAGUUCUUUUCGUUACUUGUUGGGCCCGGGGAUAAGAACCUGUUGCUGACAGGUAUCUUUGGCGCCAUCAAGGUUGCCGCCUGUCUCACAUUUGUCAUUUUCAUGUCUGAUCGAUUCGGCCGGCGUCCUUUGCUGGCUGGUGGGGCAUCGUUCAUGGCCAUCUGUAUGCUCGCGACAGCAGCCGUCGUCAAGGAAUACCCACCUCAUGAUGGUGUCGUGUCCUCUGCUGGCAUUGCCACAGUAGCACUGAUCUACCUCGACAUCAUCGCAUACAACCUCAGUUGGGGCCCCUUGCCAUGGCCCUGCACCAGCGAGAUCUUCCCAACCCGAAUUCGUGAGCCGGGUGUAGCUUUUGGUGUUGGCUCACAGUGGCUCUUCAAUUUUGUCUGGAGCUUCUCCACACCUUACAUCAUGGCUGGCAUUGGGUGGGCAACAUUCCUGCUUUUCGGACUUUUAGACAUCUUAAUCGUGGCUUUCACAUACUUUUGUCUUAAAGAGACCAGGGGCAAGACUCUUGAGGAGAUCAACAAGAUGUUCGAUGGUGUUGACCCCAAUGUGGAGCAGGGCUGGAAGGGCGACGACCUAGACGAGGAUCUCGAGCCACAACAUCGGGUUGACGGAGCCCAGCUCUGUGAUGGUGCGGAGUCUAUCGGCACUGCAAAGUCCAAUCAAAACAAGAACAGGACUGCGCAUGUUGAGGAGUCCCUCGCCGGGCGGGCCUGA